CGUACCUGGCCAAACUAAAAUCGACGCCAUCUUGUCUUGAAACGUACGACUACAUUUUUAAGAAGCAUCAGUUUAUCCUGUAAAGAAAGAAAAUGAGUGACGAUCAAAUUGAUAUAAAACUUGAGGAAAAUACACAUUCAGAAAGAAAACGCGACAAAGACAGAAAAAGAUCCCGUUCACCUCGUCGAAGAUCAAGAAGCAGAGAUCGCGAUCGCAAAAGGUCUAGGUCAAGAGAUCGUAAAAUUAAAAGAUCCCGGAGUCGAUCACCAAAGAAAACAAGAAAGAAGAGACCCUACAAAUAUUGGGAUAUUCCACCUCCUGGCUAUGAACAUAUAUCACCAGCACAGUAUAAAGCUAUGCAAGCUUCUGGCCAGAUUCCGGCAGAGCCUACCACUGCCCCUGCAGUUGGGCCUACUAGUGCUGAUGCCAGUGUCAAUUAUGCUGGCAGCUCCCUCAGCCGUCAAGCUCGCAGGUUAUAUGUGGGCGGUAUUCCAUUUGGGAUGACUGAUGAAGCUAUGAUGGACUUUUUCAACCACCAAAUGCGUAUUACAGGUCUUGCUCAAGCAGAGGGUAACCCUGUAAUAGCAGUUCAAAUUAAUUUAGACAAAAACUUUGCUUUUCUUGAGUUUCGGUCUGUGGAUGAGACUACACAAGCUCUUGCAUUUGAUGGUAUUAGUUUUCAAGGACAACCCCUCAAAAUAAGAAGACCAAGUGAUUACAAGCCUCUUCCUGGCAUGGCUGAAAAUCCUACUUUAGCUGUACCAGGUGUUGUAUCAACAGUUGUCCAAGAUUCUGCACACAAAAUAUUUAUUGGAGGGUUGCCAAGUUAUUUAAAUGAAGAUCAGGUAAAAGAGUUACUGGUUUCAUUUGGACCUCUCAGUGCAUUUAAUCUUGUCAAGGAUAGUGCAACUGGUCUUACCAAGGGAUUUGCUUUUUGCGAGUAUGCUGAUGUUUCUGUUACAGAUCAGGCUUGUGCAGGACUCAAUGGCAUGCAACUGGGAGAUAAAAAACUUAUUGUACAAAGAGCAAGCGUAGGAGCAAAGAAUGCUCAACAGCAAGCUCCAGUCCAGCUUCAAGUUCCAGGUCUGAACUUGAAUCAAGGAGCUGGACCAGCCACAGAAGUCUUGUGUCUGAUGAACAUGAUCACACCUGAAGAGCUGGUUGAUGAGGAAGAAUAUGAAGACAUUGUUGAAGAUGUUAAAGAAGAAUGUGGAAAGUAUGGUGUAGUCAUGAGCUUGGAAAUCCCUCGUCCAAUUAAAGGCGUUGAGGUCCCAGGUGUUGGCAAGAUUUUUGUGGAGUUCAAUUCAAUAAUAGAGUGUCAGAAAGCUCAAGCAGCACUUACUGGAAGGAAGUUCUCCAAUCGUGUGGUUGUUACAUCCUAUUAUGAUCCAGAUCGUUACCAUAGAAGGGAGUUUUAAAUUUGGGCAAUCAAGCUUCUAACACAUAGUUAACCAACGCUAAGCCACCAAGUUUAGGUAUUCAUCCCAAAUUUUAUUACCAAAAAGACAAUUCUAUUUCAUAAUUAUUGUCAUUUUUUGAAAGCAAUUUGUUUUUAGUUGUCUUUUUUGCAAAGCACUAUUUUAACUUUGUUUUUAAAUGUCAGUGUUAAGGUAAUAAAAAAUCAAAAUGAUGAAAUUAGGUGAAUCAAAAUUUAGGAUCACGUUCCCUAUAACCAGAAAGUAUCCAUUUUAUUUGAUAUUAGGCUUUAUAGUGUAUUUUCCUAAAGUUUAGAGUUGGCACUUUUAAAAGUGGAUUACAACUUAACUGAAAAAUUCAUGUCAUGAGAAUUUUAUUUAAAAUGUUCUUUGCUAGGUAAAGUUUAAUGCAUUCCUGCUUGUUAAUGUUUUUUUUUUUUUGUUGGUUAGACAUGAAUGCAUAGGCUACUCAUAAAAUCUAAUAGGCUGAUGGACAUAACAAACUUGAUAGUUAAACUUAAGCAGUAUUUAAAUUUAACACAAUAAACCUUUGCAGCAGAUGUAUAGUAUUCAGAUUAUGAUCAAAGACCAGUUCAAUACACUUAAUGUUUUAGGUGGUUCAUUUUUUUCCUCCUUUCAAAUCUUUGGUCAAGGUAGCAUAUUUUAUUCCAAAACAUUGUCUAUGUAAUACAUAUUUUUUAAACCAGUUUGAUGGCAACUAACAUAGAUGUUUGACAGAAUAACAGAAUUGUUGAGCACAAGUGUGUGAGAAUGUGGGUAUGUUUGUCAGUGGUUGCAUAGCAACCAGUCUACAAGAUUUAGGCAAUCUUAUUUUGUCCAUCUAGUGCAUAAUUGUCAUGUAAGCUAAAAAAAAUAAAGUAAGUUGAAUAUUAUAUAGUGUU
This is a messenger RNA of Physella acuta, 2317 nucleotides long. RefSeq names its product splicing factor U2AF 50 kDa subunit. Gene Ontology annotation, cellular component: nucleus. Gene Ontology annotation, biological process: mRNA processing. Gene Ontology annotation, molecular function: RNA binding. Lineage: Eukaryota; Metazoa; Mollusca; Gastropoda; Physidae. The record is from RefSeq and is a predicted model, not a curated record.